AAAGCCAAUGUACUGAAAAAAGUCCCUUACUUCCACAUGCUUCUGUGAUCAAUUUGGUUCCCCUGAGAACCAGGACAAAAGCGCUCUGGAUAUAACCAGCUUUCAUCCUAGCCCUGCAAUUUAAUCUUCUUUCUGUGUAGAAAAAGGGAAAAAACAUUUGUUUUCAUGGUUCCUAUAUUCCCUCCUGAAUUAUCUGCAAACCCAAUCACUUUGUACCAGACCUUCCACUUUGCAUUAAUGGCUUCCUCAAAGUUACCCAACCUUUAGAUUUGGGUCUAAAUUUUGCUCCUAGUUUAGCCCUGAACUUGGGUUUUCCUUAUUGGAGAAUUUCACCACUUGUUUUUUUUUUUUUUUCUGUUGAAUUUAGAUAUCUUUUAGCCAUGUGUGAGAGUUUAUGAAGGUUCUCUUUCUAUUGUUCUCGCUUUUUGUAAUCUCUAAAAUUUCGGUCUAAUGUGGUUUGGGGUUUAUCUAGAAGUUGGGUUUUUCCCCUUGGUGAGUUCAACUUAUCUUUAUAUACUUCUGUAUUAAGUUUUUGAAGUUAUUCACUCACUUCUUAGUGGCUGUCUCUGACCUCCAAAUCCUGGUCUGGUUUGGCUCAAUAUUUAGCCCUGAGUUUGGGUUUAUUAUGAUGUUGAACUCGCCAUGUUAUUUAUCCUCGGUUGUAUCAGUUUAUGCAGGCAUUCCAAUUCUUAGUGGCUUUCUUUUAAAACUAUAAACUUUGGUCUAAUUUGGCUGUGAAUUCAGUCCUGAAUUUGGUUUGUUUUCUUGGGUUGUUUGCUUUCUGUCUCAUACAUGGCUGCUUCAGUUCUGCUGAACAACAGCCAGGAAAUAAGCAGGCAGGAAAUUCAAACGGCCAUUGCCAAAGCCGCUGAGUUAAGGGCUCUUCAUGCUGCAUUGCUUCAAGGAAAUAGCCCGGCCAACCUCAAGUUACAGGCCUGUGCUUCUCCUUCUGGUUCGAGGUCGUCGAACCCGUUCUCUGCUCAAGACUACCCAGUUUUCACGCCUAGCUAUGAUGAAGAACCCCUCCCUAAUUACAGUCAAAUACUAUCUGAGGACCGAAGGUUAUCUCAAAAUUGGGACACCACAGGUGUCGAAGACAACGAUGCAAGAGAAAUGGAAGAAGAAACAGCUGAUGAGACGGAUUUAACCUUUAAAAAGAAACAAAGCCCAUUAAGCAGAGAUGCUUUAUCAUCUGGUGUAUUCAUCAGAGAACAACACAUUUGUUCAUCUGAGAAACCCUCUGCAACUUGUAACAAGUGCAAGCCUGCGACUAUCAUGAGAGAUAAUCAAAUUCCAGAACAAUUGAACACAACCCAAGUAUCCGAUUCUCCUCAAAAGAAUGGGAAACCAAUACUUUCAUGGCUAUUCCCUCGAUUAAAGAAGAAGACUAAACAGGAAUCAUCUCUUAACAGGGUGGAACCAGCUGAUAACUCUCAAGCUUUCAAGGACUGGGGGUUUCUCCCUCUAGAAUCCCUGAAGAAAGAGCUCAUUGAAGCAACCCAGAAGAGAGAUACAGCUUUAACAGAGGUAUCGGAAAUGAAAUCCUCCAUGACUGAGCUGAAACAGAAGCUUGCAAGCCUCGAAUCAUAUUGUGAAGAGCUAAAGCUUGCUCUGAAACAAGCAGUUCAAGGAAAAGAAACCCAAGUACCCGAAAGACCUAAUCUCACAAAGAAAGGCAAGGGAAUGGAAACUCUUAAGGAAAACCCCAUGCCUGUGAGCCAUGAAGUUAUGGUGGAAGGGUUCUUGCAGGUUGUUUCAGAGGCCAGACUCUCGGCUAAACAAUUCUCCAGAACUCUUGUGACCCACCUCGAGAGCACUGAUGAAAAUUUUAGAGAGAGAAUCAGUUUAUUGCUGAAACCAUACAAUUUGAACAUCAAUUCUAGAUUCUCAAGAGGGGUGUUGUAUCAUUUAGAAGCUCUGAUAAACCAGGCCAUGUAUCAAGAUUUCGAGAACUGCUCAUUCCAAAAGAAUGGCUCACCUACUAUAUUAGACCCAGAGAGAGAUAGGCAAGCAAAAUUUGCGUCAUUUGUUUCUUUGAGAAACUUGAGUUGGAAUGAAGUUCUUAGAAAGGGGACCAAAGUUUACAGUGAAGAAUUCAGUAGGUUUUGUGAUCAGAAGAUGAGCUGCUUAAUAUCUGUGCUCAAUUGGUCUAGGCCAUGGCCUGAGCCUUUGCUUCAGUCAUUUUUCAUUGCAGCUAAAUGUGUUUGGCUUCUUCACCUUUUGGCUUUCUCCUUUGGACCACCAUUGAUGAUAUUGAGGGUGGAGGAGAAUAGGAGCUUCGACCCAGCUUUCAUGGAGGAUAUCUUGGUAGAGAGAAGAAGAAUGCAGAGCCCUUCAAAGGUUAGGAUCAUGGUGAUGCCUGGUUUCUAUGUUCAGGAUAAGGUGCUUAGAUGCAAGGUGUUGUGUAGGUAUAGAAGUGUUGCAUGACCUCUCUCUCUCUCUCUCUCUCUCUCUCUC
Amborella trichopoda is the source of this 2457-nucleotide messenger RNA. The record is from RefSeq and is a predicted model, not a curated record. Lineage: Eukaryota; Viridiplantae; Streptophyta; Magnoliopsida; Amborellales; Amborellaceae.